CCCCAUUCGAUCCCCCCUCCCCCCGCCCCUGGCUACAAAAUGAACAGGUUUCGCUUUGGCGACUCCGAUGAGUCCGCGUCCGCGUCCGCCUCCGACUUCGACGACGACGACGACACCUCCGGCCUGCCAUUCCCCGAGCCCUUGUCGCGAGCCUCCUUCCUGACCCCCGACUUCGACCCCGCCGCAUACCUCUCCUCCCUCACCAACCGACACCAGAGCCUCGAGGACCUGCGCCAGGAGCUGCGCGAUCUGGACCAAUUGCUCAGCCGGGAGCUGCUCGACUUGGUCAACGAGAACUACCGGGACUUCCUCUCCCUGGGGAGCGCGCUGCAAGGCGGAGAGGAGAAGGUCGAGCAGGUGCGAGUCGGCCUGCUGGCCUUCCAGCGCGAUGUCCAGGCAAUCCGAGAUAAGGUCGAGGCCCGGCAGCAGGAGAUGGAACAACUGCUGAAGGAGAAGAGGAGCCUGAAAGCGGCGACCAACGUCGGACGGGCCCUGCUGGAUUUCGCCAACCGAGUCGAGGAGCUGGAGAAGAAGUUGAUGAUCGGAGACAACCCCCGCCAGCCCCGGGAUGGCUCGUCGGACGACGAUCCCGACUCGGAUUCCGAUCUGCUGGAGAGCGCGAGCGACGAGAGCGACGAGGAGGAGCUUCCCAAUGGCGCGUCGUCCACCGCCUCGCUGGUCUCCCUCAAGACACUCGAUCAUCAUAUCCGGAAAUAUGUCUACUUGACCAGACUGUCGGCGCGGAUCGGAGAUGACCACCCGUUCCUACAGGGCCAACAGCCGAGAAUGUCGAAGAUCCGGUCGGCGGUGCUCCUGGACCUCAAAACCGCGCUGGAGCAAGCGAGCCAUGCGGGCGAGAAGCGCGACACGAAAACGCUGGCCGUAUUACGUCUCUACAAGCUCAUGGGCGAGCAUACCACGGCUGUAUCCGCACUCAAGAACAUGAAAUCUUAG
Messenger RNA from Aspergillus heteromorphus CBS 117.55, 954 nucleotides. Its product is annotated as COG2 family protein. NCBI's taxonomy places the organism in Eukaryota, Fungi, Ascomycota, Eurotiomycetes, Eurotiales, Aspergillaceae. The transcript is spliced from 2 exons. The record is from RefSeq and is a predicted model, not a curated record. Gene Ontology annotation, biological process: intra-Golgi vesicle-mediated transport; protein transport; Golgi organization. Gene Ontology annotation, cellular component: membrane; COG complex. Bases 40 to 954 code for a protein of 304 amino acids.